GGGAUGGCGGACGGGUGCGGUGAACCUUGGGAACCACCAGACACCUCUCCUGGCUCUAUUGGGAAUUACGAACAGGCCUGCGACGUACGUUUUACCUUCAAAACAGAAGGACAUGGGAACCAGCGUAGGAGACGCGAUUCCUUCUCGGCGUCGGAGUUGAGUGGCGCCGAGAGAAACGACAGCCCAGCUGGCGCCCCAGACGGUAACACCCAAGUCAAUGUGAUCUACGGAAUAUGCCCUACCGACCAUACCAGCGAUUCCACCGACACCGACUGUACAGCAAAAAGCGCCCCCAAGCGUCCGAGGAUCCGACUGCAGUUUCGCAGGACCAUCGCCGCAAUCGGGCUGUGCGCUUUGGUCGGCGCUCUUACGGUCGCUGUAUUCUCCCAGUUUCACCAGGGUGAUGACAACACUGAGUCAAUACUUGCGUCCAUAACCAACCAACUGGAGGCAAAUGGCAAGGCACUACAGGACAUUCUGCUCAACAUCAAGACCUCCAAGCUGUUGGGAGACCAGCCUGAACAGUACAUGCCUGUUCAGAAUGCCUAUCCGACCAAUGACACCAGUGCCUGGUAUAUCCAAGCCACUGUUGACCAUGACCAGCCACCGACUACGACUGCAAGCAUCCCAGACGGCUACAAGACUACCCAAGCCCCAGUCCCCAAUACAGCAGCUCCUUUGCCGUUAGUUGCUGGGUACUCGGCCCGUGAGGGAACCUGUCCUGGAAACACCGUGCUGUCCCUGUAUGCAGACACCAUCACCCUGCAGGCCUGCGCACAACGCUGCACCCGUUACCCGGACUGCGUUGCCUUCUCCUACUCAUCUGACAACCACCGAUGUUACCCGAAGACCAAGACCUGCGACAAACCGCUAAAGGGCAGCAGCUGGAACGUGUUCUAUGACAAAAAGAUCUAUGGCCCACCUCAAGUUGACGGCUACACUGCCCACCGCGGGAUCUGCAGCGGGAACAACAUCCUGUCCCUGAUUGGUACGGUUAGUCUCCAGGACUGCGCCCAGCGGUGUGACGGCCAUCCGUACUGUGUCGCCUUCGUGUUCCACCACACCAAGGCCGGGAUGUGCUUUCCGAAGUCCAGUCCCUGCACCGGCAGCUCAUAUCCAGAGAACUUUUUCUAUGUGAAAAAGACUGGAGUGUGCAAGAUGAGAAGCACCAACAUUAACUACCACUACAGGUGGGACCAGCCUCCAGUGACCACCUCCACAUUCAGGUUUGAGGUGAAAGCCAACGGUAACAUCCACAUUGCUCUGUCUGACACUGGUUUUAACCAGAAUACAUGUAUGUACGAGGUUGUCAUUGGAGGAUGGCAGAACCAGCGGUCUGUCAUUCGGAGACGGAUGCAAGGAGGGAUGAAAGUAUCAGCCACUACCCCUGGCAUAGCAUCUGCAGACGAGUUCCGGAUGUUUGAGAUCCACUGGGCUCCAGACGGGACCAUCAGCGUCAGUAAGGUCCCGGAUGCUCCCUUCAUGACCUGGCGUGACCCCAACCCCAUCCCUAUCCACCAGGUGGGCUACUCUACAGGCUGGAGGUCCACUGGAGUCUGGAGGUUCUGCGCAAUCGAUUCGGCAGAACAAAAACCCAAGGGCUUGUGGCAUUUCAACAAGGAAUUUGAAGCAAAGGACAUGACUGGAAACGGAAAUGACGGCAGUGCAAUCAGAGUCUACAAGGCCCCCGGCCCAAACAAUCAACCAAUGGGGUCUUACCGCUUCAUGGGGAUGCAAACAUCUCGUGUCCAGAUCCCGUACAAGAGUGCCGGAUCCCUGGAUAUCCGCUAUUCCCUCACCAUCCUGGCUCAGGUUCGCACCAGUGUUGCAGGGCUGUUGCUGUAUGACUUCAUGUCCAACAGCUGGGGGCUGUUUGACUAUUGGAACAGCAAGGACACUCCACAAAUACUAGUAGAACCAGCAACAACUGACCCGUCAACGAAGGGGAAUAGGCAGUCAUUCGAAAACAGAAAGAGAGAGUGGCAUCGCAGGUUUGGGCGUGUGAGUGACAAGAUCCGGGAUAUCGAUGGACGCGGCCCGUACCUCUUCCCAAACAAGUGGACAUACGUCGGAAUCACCUACAAUUAUGCCAGUGGAGAGCUGGCAUUAUGGAGGGACAGCAUCAAGGUGGCACGCCGGAUGAUUGGAACCAGACAGCAUCGCGCCCGAUUCCCGCUCGUGGUGGGGUACAACGGAAACCCCGCCCGCCCCUUCUCCGGACAAAUCUCCUGUCUACAGCUGUACGACAGCGCCUUGACUCAGGAACAGAUCGCCGCAGCUCGGAACAAGUGCAAAGUGUAUGAAGAGUCCUGUGGUCCAGACUGGCAUAGCCAUGGCUCCAGAUGCUUCCGAGUGUUCCCUGCUGCAGUGCCAUACUCAGGAGCUAAAGCUAUGUGCGCUCGCCACAACUCAGGAGUAGCUCUACUGAAAGACCUGGCAACGAACGACUUCAUUGUCCAACUGCGAAACAAGGUUGACCACAAGCUGACCACCUGGAUCGGGCUGAAGGAUGAUGAAGAAGAGGGAAAACAUGUCUGGGAGGACGGGGACAUCCUGGGUACAUUCCAGCCCUGGGGAUUCGGGGAGCCCAACAAUGCACCCGGGGAUGCCGACUGUGUCCGCCUCACACCCUCCUCAAACAAGUGGAAGGACUACCCUUGUGACCGGGGCAGCUUCGGCGUGGUCUGUGAAAAAGGUCAGGUGAACUCAUGCCCAAGUGGAUGGACCAAGCUCGCUCCCCACUGCUUAAGGUACGUGGACAGACCCGCCACAUUUGAAGACGCUGGCAAGGUCUGCCACAACAUGGGAGGAACACUGCACACCAUGUCUGAUACCAGGGGGAUGCUACUCGUGCGGAGUCUCGCAAGAAAUGGUACCGCUCGCUGGAUCUGGUCAGGCAAAGAAGAAGGAACGGACAAGGAGAAAUGCAUGUCUUUCCUCAUACCACGAGUUCCAGGCGGGCGUACCGUGCGUACCAAACGCCAGCUGCCGUACAUGUCCAUGCAUCGCACCUGCACAAGGAAGAAUGGCUUCUUCUGCAAAAAGGUGUAGAAAAACAGAGGAUAUGCCAAAUAAAUCUGGAGGGUGAUACUAAAUGUAGAAAUUUUUGCCGUGCAUUUCUUUCAAAUUCAUGACACGUAUGGCUAUACUGCUUCACAACAAAAAUGCUUCAAUCCUGAAUUCAAAACGUACUACUGGUUUUUCAACUCUCUUCCUACAUUUAUUUAGUGCUUAUUUCAUCGUACAUUGUAAUUGGAUAGCCCAUUGAGCUAGUAGAGUCUGCUUUCUAAUGGAACCCAGCAAUUAUUACAUUUACACAGGACAAGACACGAUCAUUACAUUUAGUCAAGCAAAAAAGGUGACAACUGUCAAAUAAUAGAAUCUAAACAUAAUCACUGGAACUAUAUGGAAUGUACAAUUUUCCUCUGUGGACUUAAAAGGCAAAUUCUAUU
Branchiostoma belcheri (Belcher's lancelet) is the source of this 3452-nucleotide messenger RNA. RefSeq lists its product as uncharacterized. Bases 4 to 3051 code for a protein of 1015 amino acids. The transcript has 19 exons. NCBI's taxonomy places the organism in Eukaryota, Metazoa, Chordata, Leptocardii, Amphioxiformes, Branchiostomatidae. The record is from RefSeq and is a predicted model, not a curated record.